AUACCAAAUCAAGUCGCCAGUGUCGACUUUUGAAUUUCGAGGAAAGCAGGCUGGCGUUUUGUAAACUUUUAUGCGUGCAUGACGGCGUUGCCCUCGACCACAGUCUGGUCGCAUGGGAAGUCCAUUUGGCGGCCUUCUCGGCCUUCUCAUCUUAGCCUGUCGGCUUCAUUCCAUAGAAUAAUGUCGCAAUAUGUGUUCGAUCGUCAUCAUCUUUUCAUUCAUUAAGUCAGGCUCUGUGAUUUAUGUGAGUGUGGCUCGGCCCAGACGGAGAACUAUUCCAUCACGUCCAUCCAUGUCGUUACAUACCAAGCAGUGCACAACAUUAUCUGUGAUGGGAUUUCACAACUUGCUCUUCAUAAACCAUCGCCUUAUCGUCCAUUUCAUGAGCCGCGGGGUGGACGAGGCGGUGAUGUCGUCGUUGACAAGCUCCUAUCACGAUCACAUUUGCUUCCAAUGUCGGAACAACGUCACAAGUCAGACAAUGUCCUCGGUAAGCGCCAGCCAGUGAUAAUCUGACUUCUUCCACAAUGUAUUGUUCCAUCGCAUUCAUUCAAGUCGGAAUUCUCGGUC
Molecule: messenger RNA, 570 nt
Organism: Dissoconium aciculare CBS 342.82
Lineage: Eukaryota; Fungi; Ascomycota; Dothideomycetes; Mycosphaerellales; Dissoconiaceae
Exons: 1
Coding region: 191-508 (105 amino acids)
Source: RefSeq, a predicted model, not a curated record